ACGGUAUUUUUAGUACAUAUUUUCGAGCUUGAUAAUACUAGUUUCCUUGUCCACAUUGCAUCACUAUUUAAAAAAAUAAACAUUACUUUGUCAACUUGACAAGUGCACCACUUUUAUUUAUUGUAUCGUUUUUAUAUUAUAUUGUACCUAGUUAAGUUUGUAUUUUAACGUAAUAUUAAAUAAAUAUGGGACUAACAGUAACAGAUCAGCCGUUAUGUCCAUCAUGUGCUUGUCAUCGCGAAUGCCAAGGGUUUCAAAAGUUAGCAGAACUCAAAGAUGCUGGUUUGGUGGUUUAUUGUCACAAUAAACGUACAAAAGAUGUCCGACAAGAAAGCACGGUUGAUCAAACUGAUACAUCUCAAAAUGUGUUUAUUUUACACAACACAAAGGAUGUGAAAUUAAUAUCUGCCGAUUUGAAAUCAGAACUCGAAAAAACAGACAUUUGCUGCCCACGAUGUAGGAAAGCCUAUCAGCAAGUUCAAAAACUUAUGCAAAAAGUUACAUCCAUUGACAGGAAAAAAGUGAUGGGCUUAUGCGAUCAUUGUCGUAAAAGAGCUGAAAAAAAGAAAAAAACUUGUUCUACGUGUGAAGAGAUUGUGAAGAAAUUUAUGUCAGUUAAGGGUCAACAAAAAGAAGACACAAAACAAUUUAUUAAAAUAUGGCUUUCAAAGAUGGGUGUUUAUUUUAAACAGCCUAUGAAAAUUGACCAACGAUUACUCGAUGAAAUAGCUCCAGGCCAUAAAGACACUGCUGAAUAUCUUGAUUUAAACCUCGAUCAGUUACCUCAAAAAUCCUCUUUGCCUAAACACCUGCCCGAAGUUAAAGAAAUGUUUAUUUCAGAGGCACAUAAGCCAGAUUCAGAAUCAAAUAUAGAUACCAAUUUACAAAAACGGCCUAAAGUUCAAUUAGUAGAUGUUCAUCCACCUACGGCUUUGAGCGACAUGUCUUUACUUCGUAAACCCCACGAAGGAGAAGCAAAAGUACCAGUUUCGGAACCUGUAUUUGUUCAAUCAGAUAUGACUUUUAUGGAACGGCAUUCACGUGUCAAUCAACAAAUUAAAAGUUCGUUAAAAGAAAAAGAGGAACCAAAAAAAUAUGAUGAUACUUUAAAGCAUGCUAAAGAAGCAAUUAAAAAGAGACAUGACCUCAGCUUGAGACAAAUGACACAAACUGAAAAGGAACCGCUACCGAGAAGACCGCAAGUAUACGAAAUCCCGAAAGUAGCACCCUGGGAAAAAGAUUAUGAUUCGAAAUAUUAUGACGAAUCUGAAACAGAUAUAAAACUUAAAAAGGCUUAUGUCAUUCGCAGUCAAGAAUCUUUAUCGGUAAAAGAUGUACAAUAUGAAGCAGCAAGACCCACGCAAAAGGAUUUAAGAGAUCGUCAGGGUAAGCAUGAACACCAUAAAAUAAAAAAGGGUACUCAGGAUUUUGACGAAGGUGUAAAUAUAACUCAAGAAUUGACAGACGAAAACGAAUUACAAACAAUUCAUGAUAGGGCUAAAUCAAAACAUCGACUACCUGGGCAUAAAACCGGACAUAAAAAAGCACUUGGAUCUAAAAGAACUGCAGAAAAUAUUGCUAAAACACGAUUUAGUUUCUUUUUUCCAAAAUUACCUGUAGAAGAAAAAAAACCUGUUAUUGAUACUCAUUCAUCACAUCUAAUUCAACUUACCCAAGAAAAAUUCCGUCUACAAGCUGAAAAGGAAGAGGAAAACAAACGAAUGAGACAAGAAAAGAAAAAGCAGGCCCAAAUUGAGAAGGAAAAAAUGGCAAGAUACGAAUAUGAGCAAGAACUUGCUCGCGCAAAUGCUGAAAAGUAUCUGAAAGAUAAGGAGUCAAGAAAACAAUCUGACACUAUACAAACCACAGAUAAAGUUGAAGAAUUAGAAAAAAUUAAAAAAGAUUUAAAAGUCGAACUUGAAGAAAAAUAUGGAAUUGAUGAACAAUCCGGAAAAGCCAAAAGGGACUCGCGCUCUAAGCCGGGACAAAAAGGUAAGGAUGGUAAGGUUGAUGAAAUAAGUGAUAAAAUAAAAAAAGAUGAUCAAUCAAAAUCAGAGGAUAUAUAUGAAACCGAUAAACUAAGUGAGAGAGCUAAGAAAGAUAUAAAAUCAGAACGAGACGAAAAGUCUGCAAUUGGUGAAGAAGGUGAGAAAGCCCAGAAAGGUAUAAAAUCAGAACGAGACGAAAAGUCAGCAAUUGGUGAAGUUGGUGAGAAAGCCCAGAAAGGUAUAAAAUCAGAAGGAGACGAAAAGUCCGCAAUUGAAGUUGGUGAGAAAGCCCAGAAAGGUAUAAAAUCAGAACGAGACGAAAAGUCUGCAAUUAGUAAAGUUGGUGAGAAAGCCCAGAAAGGUAUAAAAUCAGAACGAGACGAAAAGUAUGCAAUUGGUGAAUUUGGUGAGAAAGCCCAGAAAGGUAUAAAAUCAAAACAAGACGAUAAGUUUGCUCUUGGUGAAGUUGGUGAGAAAGCCAAGAAAGAUGUUAAGUCAAAACAUGAAGAAAAAUAUGUAUCAGAUAAAGUAAGUGAGAAAGCCAAGAAAGAUGGCAAGGCAGGGCCAGAUCAAAUAGUUGGAAUUGAUGAAAAGGGUGAAAAAACCAAAAGAGAUACAAAGUCGAAAUAUGAGCAAAAUGCUGAAUUUGAGAAAGAAGGUGAGAAAACCAAGAAAGAUGCCAUUAAAGCAAAAUCAGAACAAGGAAAACUCGAUGAAUCCGGAAAAGUGGAAAAGGGAUUGAAGUCAACGCCCGAAAAACCAGUUAAAUUAGAUGGAGCAUCUCAAACGACCAAAAAGGAUUUAAAAAUAUCUGAGGCAAAGGGUAAAGGUGAAACUAGCAAAGAAAAAGGAACUAAAAUAGGUGAUCUAAAAGAAAAAGAUGAAUUAAAAAUAAAAAAGGAUAUGAGGAAAAAAGAUAAUAUACUAGAAGAAGCGAUUAAAAAAGACUUGCAAGGUAGAUCCGAUAAAAGAAGUAAAACAGAAGUUUCAGACAAAGAUAAAUCUAAAUUAAAAUCGAAACCAGAUAAAAAAGGCAAAUCUGGGGAUGCAGAUGUCCUUAAAAAAGACGUCACAUCUAAAUCAGAACUUAAAGAUAAACAACAUGGUGCAGUAGACAAAGAACAGGCAAAAAGGGAUGCGUUAACGCAAAAACAACUUGAGAAACAAGAACAUGAAGAUAAAAUAAAAAGAGAAAAAGAAAAGAAAGAAGAUCAAGAAAGGUUAAAAAUGGUUGAACAGUUACAUAAAGAUAAAGAGUCAGCCAAGGCUCAAGCCGCAAAAGAUGCAGGCAAGGAACUAACUGCGGAAGAGCCAGGUAAAAAGAAAGGAAAGAAAGGAGCUAAAAAAUCGGAAGCUGACAAAGUUUCUUUAAUCGAGAUUAAAGCGUCACAGAAAUCUCUUAAAGCUACCAAAUCACUCGAUACACAUCCAAAACUAUCAAAGGGGGAACUUUUAAGAAUUGCUAAAGAGAAAGAACUAGAAGCAAAGAAAAAUAAAGCUAUGGCAGCGGACGCAGCUGAGUUUAGAAAACUACAAGAACAGCUUGUAAAAGAAAAAGAAAAAGCAUAUGCAGCCAGAAGAGCUGAUAGUCAACGUAGAUUAAAACGAUUAGAUGUAAAUGCUAUCUUCGGAACUGGGGCAAAAAGAUCUGAAAGAAAACGAAAAAUAAGUAUAAAAAAGCGAGAACUGAAACCGUUUAACGUUUUGAAAUCAGUUCGUGUUAAACCAGGUCUGAGCCCGUCACAGAGGAGGCUGCCUAAGAAUAUGGACCCUCAAUUGAUGAAGGAACACAGACGUCAUCAAUUAAGCGGCCAAAAGUGUCCAACAUGUAUACUUUGUUGCGAUUCUGAAUUGGAAAUGACGUUCGAAAGCUAUUUGAUUCAACUGAAAAAAAGGGUUAAGCAUAUUAUUAUUGGCGAAAGAAUCUACAAAAACAAACAAAUGGUUGAAAAAGAACAAGAACCAAAAAAUGUUCCGAUGCUUUUCCAUACAGGAGUUAAUAAACAUAUCCAAGCAAAAACUGAUAAAGAUGCCCCAGAUGAUGAACUGGACUCAGAAUCAUUAAAAAAGAAGAUUGUUCCGGUAUCAUCUAAAAAAAGUCUAAAAACGAUUGAAACGGACCCUGGCAGAGGAAUUAUAAGGUAUGCCUUAUCAGAUCGCAGCUUCAUUGAUAAAGGUUGGACCAUGUUGCCUACAGAGAAAGUUGUACGUAAGAUGAACGUUUACCGUAUGCGUCCAGCCCAUCCAGAGUUUGAUUGGUUUGAACACAAUAAAAAUAAGCGGUUAAUGACCUACGACUCGGGCGAAAGGCUAGCAGAGUUUGAUGAUAACGGACGUGGUCGCUGGUACUACAGGAAUGGACGACUAGCUCUAGAUUAUUACGAUGCACAAGAGGCGAAUGCGCAGCAACGUUUCGUUAUAUACAGCAGCGGUGAACCCGAUGAUCGUGGUCGCACUCAUCCCAUUACGAUACUAGCCACUUUUGAUUACCUCGGAAAUGGCAUAGUUUUUGAUCACUCGGGCAAGAUACGGCUUAAAUACAACCAAACCGAAGGUGUGGUGCUAGACCGUGGAAUUGGUCCUGUUUCACAUUGGAAGUGGCAUACAUUGAAUGAUCCCCCAGUCCUUCAGCAAGUCAUGAUAGAUACUCAAAUGGCACACAAAGAUCCUGAAAUCGCUAAGCUUGGCUCCGUCGUAGACACAAGAUCUCGCCCAGAUAAUGAAGAAAUGUUAGCUAUAGAAUUUGAUAAUUUUAUCAAAGAGAAAAGUAAGAAACUGUCCCAAAAAUUUAAACCGUUCCAAAUAAAGAUGAAAGCUUUGAAGAUCAAUGAAAAUUUUUCUUUGAAAGUGUUAGACCAAGCUACAAUAUAUCUUAUUUAUAGAGAUGGUUCAACGAAUCUGAAACUUAAUAUUGGCAUGAUAUUGGAUCAUCAGGAAAUAGUCGACACCGAUACUGCUGAAGUGGGUGAAGUGUCGAACAGUUUGGAACGGUUCCCAGCUCGUACUGAUAGUCUUGCAGGUUUACAGCGCAGUGUGGCUUACGCCCAACACUACGAGAGACAGCGUGUGGGGCGAGAUCGACGAUUACGGAGACCAGAACCCUCUGCUAGUGUAGAUAAUUUGACUGCUGCACUAGCCCCACCUUUGCGACCCCCUUUGCUAACAGUCAAUGGGUCAUCAUCAGGUGUUGAAUAUUGUAAUUGUAGAAAGCCUGCAAAUAAUCUAUACUAUAAUACUCGCCUUCUUUGAUUGAUUUAUACUUACCUAGCCUUCUUAGUAAUUGUCUUUACACUCGUAUGAUAUUGCUAUAUUAUUUUAAUAUUCGUAACUUAAAUUAAUCUUACCGUAAUUGUUAGUUUAAUUACACUUAUUUCAUAGAUGAAUAAUAUAAUUAUAAUUUAA
This is a messenger RNA of Spodoptera frugiperda (fall armyworm), 5390 nucleotides long. RefSeq names its product trichohyalin-like. The record is from RefSeq and is a predicted model, not a curated record. Bases 186 to 5237 code for a protein of 1683 amino acids. Lineage: Eukaryota; Metazoa; Arthropoda; Insecta; Lepidoptera; Noctuidae. The transcript is spliced from 8 exons.